AUGUCAAAGCUCUCUCGUUCUCAAGCUGAGCAAAAGCAUACUCAUCUCGAUGCUUCAAGACAGUUUCCGCCAGUUGAAGCCGCCUGUCCCGCCCAUGCUCGAAGUCUUCGCGUAACGCAAGAGUUACGCGAUCGAAGAAGCUCUCGAAGACACACGCUCUCCCACGAUAGCUUGGAGAGCGCCUUCCUUCCUCCUCCACCUCCUUUGGAGUGCUCUCGCGGUGGUCAGCGCUAUAUGAUUGAGCGGCUCUUGAACCACCGCGAUGUGAACGGACGUCGGACGAGCUAA
Messenger RNA from Peronospora matthiolae, 288 nucleotides. The record is from the annotation of a GenBank genome assembly. NCBI's taxonomy places the organism in Eukaryota, Oomycota, Peronosporomycetes, Peronosporales, Peronosporaceae.